Molecule: messenger RNA, 1062 nt
Organism: Schizophyllum commune H4-8
Lineage: Eukaryota; Fungi; Basidiomycota; Agaricomycetes; Agaricales; Schizophyllaceae
Exons: 11
Coding region: 1-1062 (353 amino acids)
Source: RefSeq, a predicted model, not a curated record
AUGGUCAGCUUUGGACCAGCGUACGAGCCGCUGGUCGUGACCGAGAAUGACCUGAUUGUGGCGACCAUGUUUUACGCAUGGACGCUAGGUUUCGGUUACUUCGUCGGUCUUCACUGCGUUCGCGAGUUCAGACGAUCAAAGCGGUGGAUCUCACCGUAUCUGGCUCUGAUUUGGGCGGAAUUUUUUGCGUGCAUCAUAUACGGGACGAUAUGCUGGCUGUACCUCCACGGUAUCAUACCACCCGGCUUUGGGAUUUUCUUCGCGACGACGACCAUCUGGGCCGUGCAGAUUCAAUGCGUCCUCCAGAUCAUAUGUAACCGCGUCGGAGUGCUUCUACCAGACGACAGAUCACGCCUCACGCUGAAGCUCUCUGUCGCCUUCCUCGUCCUUCUCAUCAACAUCUCCGUCUACUGCAUCUGGAUCCCCUCGAAGAUGGGCGUCGAUGAGAAGUUCAAGCAGAUCAAUGUAGUGUGGGAUCGGGUCGAGAAAGUCAUUUACUUGUUCAUCGACAUGGCGCUCAACGCGUACUUUAUCAUCUCCGUGAAACGGCGCCUUGUCGCCUACGGCUUGCGGAAGUACGACGCACUGGUGCGGUACAAUACCUGGAUAGCCACCGUGUCUGUUUCGAUGGAUGUGUUUAUCAUUUGCAUGAUGUCCCUCAAGAACGACUUUGUGUACAACCAGGUCCACCCCGUCGCCUACAUGGUCAAGCUCAACAUCGAGAUCUCCAUGUCCGACCUCAUCCGCCGGGUCGCAACGUCCACAGGCAUCCACGUCGACUUCGAGAACGUCAGCAGCAGCGUCACUGGCACAAGUGGGCAGCGCGGCACGCGGUCUAUGGGCGUUAGUGACGUGCAUUUCUCUACGAACCCGGUAGAGGUGCAGAUCGACACGGAGGUCGCGACGGACACGAUCCACCUCGACAACUUCAAGAAACGUGAUCUAUCGUCCAGUAGAGGUCCGUGCAAUUCUGGCUUUGCUUGUCCCAUUGUAGUCUUGCAUGCUGACCGGAUUACCUUGCAGACCACGACCACGAAAGCGAGAACGGCGAGGAUGGCGUGA